Messenger RNA from Trematosphaeria pertusa, 2388 nucleotides. RefSeq lists its product as uncharacterized. The coding region runs from base 1 to 2388 and encodes 795 amino acids. NCBI's taxonomy places the organism in Eukaryota, Fungi, Ascomycota, Dothideomycetes, Pleosporales, Trematosphaeriaceae. The transcript has a single exon. The record is from RefSeq and is a predicted model, not a curated record.
AUGCGCGACGUCGAAAAGAGCUCGCCCACGCUGCCGCCGCCCGCCGCCCCCGCUGCCACAGAGCAGGGCCUCCCGCGCUCCAGCGCCGAAGACAUCACCGCCCUCCCGCACCAGAAGCGUCUCGAGCAGAGCCCGCACCUGCGCCCCAUCUCGCAGCAGCACGCCAUCCCGUACAAUUUCCAGGCAGGCUCGCAUUCGAGCCUCCCUACUGCGCGGGAGCGGGGAAAACUCCAACGGCCCCAGUCCCUGCGUAAGCCCGCCACCGAAUCGGCGCUUGUUCGGCGCAAGUCCAGCAAGAAACAGAAGAGGGAGCAUGAUCACAUUCGCGAGGAGGAAAUCAGAGCCAUGAGCAUGCCACUGCCCCAGAAGCGGCCGGCCGGCAACUCUGGGAGCAUGCUACGGCGAGACAGCAAGAAGGUCAAGGGCGGUCUCAAUCACCGCUUCGAACGUCCCACCUCCAACAUCUCGCUGCCGCUCGAGGAAUCGAUCCAUUCGUCCAUGUCGGGCAGCUCCGAUCCGCGUGCGUUCCGGGUGAGCGCUCUGGACAUGUUCUCGCCACGACCCACGAUACGAUGCUCCGUGGGCACGCAAUACUACUAUGGCGGUAUCGACACAUCACCCACAUCACACAAGAGCAAACACGAGUCGCAAAGAGAUCGCAGAACGGCGUCCGAUCUGCACGACAAGCGAACGAGCAGGAUAGCCGACCUAGCAGACACCCUCGAUGCCGGAGCACUCAGAGAAAUACUGGAGAGGGACAAGCGGCGCAGGGAGAAGAAGCGAAAAGCCGAGGACGAGCGCCUUCGACGCCGGCUAGAACGUCGCGCAGAGAAGCAAGUAUCUAUGGAGGCAGGGCCUACUGGCACGCCUGCGACUCCCCGCAGAGAGGCACGAGGAGCGAUUGGUCUUGGUAUCGACAAGGAACUGCCCACGCCGACGCCCACGCCCAUGGAGGAUGUUCGCCCAUCGACGCCCCAGCGGCCACAGACUCUGGACACGACUAUGCUGGCUCCGAAGCCGGAGGAGACCAGCCCGUUGCCCACUCCCCUAGAGAGCCCUAUCGAAGAACCCGUUGUCUCGGAUGCCCGAGCCGUCCACUAUUCUCGAGGCAGCGUCUCCGGGCCCGUUCAUACCCGCGGACCGUCGAAUGUUUCGGAGAUGCCAGAACUUCUCUCAGAAAAGAUUGCUCACGAUACGCCCGUCGAAUCCGAGCCCGUCCACGAUGCCACAGCAAGCGGCUCCCUCCACGCCGUGGAAACCACCGACACGGCCGCAACGUCCAAGUGGGGUCCUGGUCGACGCCGCAGCUCAGAGGGCAAGCGCAUUGGCAUGUUUGCCUCUUUCUUUCGGCGCGGAAAGCGCAGAUCUCAGGAUCGGGGACGUACAACGCCAUCAGCAUCAGAGGCCUCGUUCUCCAAUACGUCGCGCGAGUCCAUGUCCCGUCAGCCACUCCCUGCCCAUUUGGUCGCCACAACACACACGCCACCUAUUCCAAUCAAACGUCCUUCCAGCGUCCCCCGCCGCACCAUGUCGAAAUUCAGAGAGGACCUGCCGGAGUUUCCGCUCUCUCCACCAGACUCCCGGGUACAGUCACCAGAAGUUACGUCAGGCAGUGCUAUUGCAGCUCGACGACGGAGCCAGGCACCAGCCGAUCUUCGCGUUGACAGUAAUAGCCCCGGGGAAGAAGCUCGAACAGACUCUCCAGUCAGCCCAGCGAUGCCGAAUGCUGGUCUGAUGUCCCAAUCGCUUGCGUCUGUUGACUCUGAAGGAUCUUGGCUCUCCGGCAAACCAUUGAAGCGCAGGUCGAACAAAUCGUACCUGCGCUCAAGCGUUGGCUCGUCCUCCGCUGCCAAACGGAACGAAGAGUUCAACGCCUCAUACGAGGAAUUGGGCAUACCGGAUGACGAGUACUUUAAAAGGCUAACGCCGCAGCCGGACGAGCGACGGAGGUCAGCUGACAUGUUAGCGAGAAAGGCAAGCAGCACCGCAAUGGCAGCAUUGGAUGUCGCUCCCGAGUCUGAUGACGAUGAGCCACCGCCGCCUACGAGAAAGUCCUCCGAAGAGGAGGAAUUGGUCCAGCACACCGUCGGACGUCAACCCACCAUCGUGCAUCGCCAGGCCCGUGUCAAGUCAACAGAAGCGUUGUUGAGUUAUUACCAAAACGAUAAGCUCUCGCUCGAGGAACCUUCCGGGACCGCCAGCGAACCCGCAGAAGGAGAGUCCCCAACAUCCGAAAGCGAGCCCGUCAUGGUGCAGCGAGCAAGGAGUGUCGAUCUUGGAAAGCGUCACGUACGCCACCUUAGUGCCGGAUCAGCCAAGCUUCUGGAAAUCCAGAAACGAGCGAGCACAUCUUCCCAUUCACAGAGUAACCCGCCAGUACAGGAGUGA